Glycine soja is the source of this 552-nucleotide messenger RNA. RefSeq lists its product as uncharacterized. The record is from RefSeq and is a predicted model, not a curated record. Bases 1 to 552 code for a protein of 183 amino acids. NCBI's taxonomy places the organism in Eukaryota, Viridiplantae, Streptophyta, Magnoliopsida, Fabales, Fabaceae. The transcript is spliced from 4 exons. Gene Ontology annotation, biological process: cytokinin biosynthetic process.
AUGGAUAUAUCAAGUUCACAAUACAAUAGUGCUGGUGAAUCUGGCUGGACACAUUACUUGGAUCAUUCCUCUCUUUCUGAAAGUUAUUUCCAGAUAAGAGGUGGGAUAGAAGACCAUGGAGGAAAGGGAGCAAGAGUGGAGGAAGAGGAAGAAGGUUUGUCUAUGAUCUUUGAUGCUUCAUCUGGUCCUCAACAUUACCAUGAAGAUGAUGGUCAACACUAUUGUGUAAAUUGGUAUCCUUCUAGUUCUCACUACACCAAAGAAUCAGAAAAGAAGAACAACAACAAGAAGGCCAAAGAAUAUGGUAACAAUCAACAUCCUUCACCUCUUUAUGACACUGUCAGUUCCCCUGUUCUUAAUUGUCCCAAGAAGAAAGCUAGUUUCUUAGGGAAUGAAGCAGUGGAAAAUGCACUGGAUUUUCCCCCAUGUUUCUCAGGAACAAAAAUAAAGAAAAAGUCUAAAUUCCAGAAGCACUUUAGUUUCUUUGAGCAUUCUCUUGGUGGAAAACAAGCUUCAAAGGAACCAGUUGGUUUCGAUGAAGGAUGGAAAUGA